AUGCCCACCACAAGACCUGGCACUCCAUCUUGGGCAUAUCAUUACCGCGCCCUAAAUAUACGAACAGCUAAACGAGCGAUCAAAAUUUAUGGUUUUAAUGAUAUGGAUAGCUGUAAUGCUUCCGGAGAAGAUGCUUCUUCUUCGAGCGUCCAUCAAAAUUACUCAUUGCAAUCUCCUCUACGACCGGAGAUCCGCCGAAUUCGAAGAUUAUUGCCCCCUAUUCCGAGGUUUGUUAUACCCCGCUAUGGGCCUAGUCGUCAGGAGAGGCGAGGACCGACUAACUUUACACCUGUACCUGGCUCUUGGUCAUCGCCUCGGGAAACUGUGCAAUUCACAACAGUAAGAAGACGGUUAUUGCCUGCCCCUACAAGGACCUUGUUCGACCCUCAUUGGCCUGAUCGACAAGAAAGACAUAACGCCAGUGUUGGAAAUGUACCAGCCAUGUCAAGAAGCCCAUUUCCUCGCGAGAUGGACCAAAGACCCCAUCGCCGUCAAAUACCACCGCUACCACCGCGACGGCGGUUAUUGCCUCCCCCUUCAAGAGCCCUGCCUAUUACACAAGAAACUGAAAAACUGCGCCAAACAAUUGUUAAAAGACCGCAGAAUCUGAAUCAUGAGCUUGUACCAGCUGUACCGGCUCGCUGUCUGUCUUCUAGGGACACUGAACUUAGGUCCAGACAUUUACAAUCCACACCAACAAGACAGCGCGCAACGAGCAGCUUGAACCUUGCCAGCCCACGAUCACAAGAUGUUCUCAAAAGAUUUCAACCACGAGAUCUUAGUUUGACAUCAACCACAUCAACGCCGAGCACCGUGCGUUGUAUAUCUCCUCUAAUUAAUAUAGAGAGUAAAAAACCUAAAACCCCAAUUUUAGACACAAAAUAUCUUUAUCACCGGCCUUACAGAGAUAAGAACGAGGAUGAGAGCCUAUUACAAAAAGACGAGCCAAAUCUCAAAGCCUUUUCUCCAUCCUCCUUGAAUGACGUUCACGAGGGUGGAGAAAACCUUCGUGGGCUCGUCGAAGCCUACGAACAGAGCCAGAUCGACGAGGAUAGUCUCCCAACACCAUCGCCAUCAAAAUGGGCGUCACCAACAUGGGCUAAGGUACUUUCUCUCUCACCUGACGUAGACACAGAUGCGCACCAAGAAAUCAUUACACAAGCAGUAGUUUAUAGCGAAGGCCAGGAGAGUUUGGGUUCUACAAUCACACCAUUGCACGAGGCAGUUAAUGGUGUGGAUUCAGUGAUAACUAUUUUCGAAGAUGACAUUCAUGUAGUAGCUACACCGGAAGACGAUCAUGAUGAACUAACACCCAGAAAUUUCGCCAUCCCUGUGAGACCAAAGUCAUUGCCUCGAAGGGUCUUAACGAAUUGUAUGAAGUUCAUUGUAAACGGAUGUUCGCGUAUAAACGCGUGGGGCAACUUGAUGUUUAGAAAUGAAAACCACUUUACCAGGUAUAAAUCCAGUGCACCCUCCCUGUCUACGUACAUGCUUCUACGAAAGGAACACCACCAAUCGUCGAGAUGCUAG
This is a messenger RNA of Spodoptera exigua (beet armyworm), 1530 nucleotides long. Lineage: Eukaryota; Metazoa; Arthropoda; Insecta; Lepidoptera; Noctuidae. The record is from the annotation of a GenBank genome assembly.